AUGUCGUCGCAACCACAGGACAAUGCCCGGCCAACUCUGCAUCAGCGCGUCUCUUCCACUUACCAUUACUCGACCUUUCCGACUGCACCGCCGAAGAACGCCGGUCGACCGCCAUCCAAGCGAGAUAUGCAGAGCCAGUGCGACGACAGUCACGACGGCGAUCAUGUCGCCCAUGAAACCCCUCUGCCCAAGAGCCAACUCGCCGUGCUCGCCAUCAUCGCCUUGGCCGAACAGACCGCCCUGAACUCCAUCUCACCCUACCUCCCGGCCAUGGCCUCAACAUUUCCAGAGGUGGAGGAGACCCAGAUUGGUCUCUAUGUCGGCCUCAUUGCCUCGUCCUUUGCGCUGGCUCAGUUUGCAACAAAUUUCCUCUGGGGAUGGUUGUCGGACAGGAUUGGAAGGAAGCCCGUGGUGCUGAUAGGGACACUAUUGACUGCAGUCGGCUUCGUGGCAUUUGGAUUCUGCAGGACAUUGUGGCAGGCGGUGUUGGUCCAGGUAUUGAUGGGCCUGGUCAAUGGAAAUCAGGGCGUCAUCAGCACUUGCCUGGGAGAAAUAACGGAUCGCUCCAACCAGAGCCGGGCUUUCACAUAUCUGCCCGUGAUCUACGGCCUGGGAGGCAUCACGGGUCCGCUGGUGGGCGGGCUGCUCGUAUUUCAGGACAACCCAUUCCGUCCGGGUACCCCAAACCCAUACCCAUAUCUACUGCCGAAUCUGUUCUCGGCAGUGGUGCUGCUGAUUGACUUUGUCGUCACAGCAAUCCUUUUGCAAGAAUCUUUAGAGGCGGCCAAGGAUCUUCCUCCAAUGUCGCACCGGAUUCGAAGCCUGUUUGCGUGGAUUUGGCAGUUUACAAGUGCGUCUCGCCCGACCUAUGUUCGACGCGCAGGCAAGGGUACUAAACACGCUUCCCGCCUUCCUACUUCUCGACAGCCCUUGACAGGGAGUGAGGACCACGAAGACGAUGAGGGUGAUUCCGACGAGUCGGACGAGUCAAGCCGCCUGCUCCCAUCAACUCUGCUUGACGCACAGGAGAGCAUCCCAAGCCACGUCAUUUUCACCCGAGACACCAUCCUCCUGCUGGUUUCCUAUCUCAUUUUCCAAUUGAGUAAUGUCAGCUAUAACUCACUCUACCCGAUCUUCUCCGAAGCGAAGCCUCCCAUAGGACGUGCGCUCUCUCCCGGCGAGAUCGGAACAAGUUUGGCAUUCGCCGGAGCCAUCACCAUCGUCUUUCAGGUCGGAAUCUUUGGCAAGCUGCGAGAGAAAAUGGGUAACAAGGCCACCUAUCGGGCCGGUCUCGCUGGAUUCGCUGUCGCAUUCAUACUCAUGCCCUGGAUCGGCUACAAGGACGGCGGUAAUGGGGCCGGCCGCACUACCCAGUCGGGCAAGAUCUGGCUUUGGAUCGAGCUCGGCGCGGUCUUGAUCAUCAAGACGGUCGCCUCUGUAGGAGGCCUGACCUCUGCCUUGCUCUUGAUAACGAACACCGCGCCUUCACACGCUGUUCUAGGCACGCUCAACGGGCUGGCACAAACGUUGAGCGCGGGUGGUCGUGCGGCAGGCCCCCUUGUAAGUGGCGCGCUCUUCACCGCUGCCACGGAAAUUCACCCCAAAGGCGAAGCCAUGGUGUUUGGGGUCUUUGGCGGCAUUGCAUUCCUGGGAUUCCUUAUGAGUUUCGGCAUUCGCAGCCCUGACCUUGAAGCUGAAGGCUGGAAUGAAAGCGAUGACGAGAACGAUGAGGAGGAGGGAAGUGACGCCGAUGGGGACAGCAUCGCCGACACGCCGACGCGAUCACGAUGA
Molecule: messenger RNA, 1791 nt
Organism: Dissoconium aciculare CBS 342.82
Lineage: Eukaryota; Fungi; Ascomycota; Dothideomycetes; Mycosphaerellales; Dissoconiaceae
Product: MFS general substrate transporter
Exons: 2
Coding region: 1-1791 (596 amino acids)
Biological process (GO): transmembrane transport
Molecular function (GO): transmembrane transporter activity
Source: RefSeq, a predicted model, not a curated record